ACACUGCUGUAUAUAAUGGGCACGUGCUGGGUGUGUAAACACUGGCGCAACAAGGUAAACACAACACGACGCAAUAUUUUGUCGGAAUUUUAGCUGGUUUUUUCGCCUGGUUCGCGGCGCAGUAAUCAACCGAAACUAUCGCUCAAAAUAAACUUAAGAUACUGACGAACGUUUAUCUAAUCGUGUUCAAUAAGAAUCAAACGGAAUUCGGUUGGAAAAAAUACAGAAUUUAAUAUAAAAAAAGGGGGGUGGCGGGUUGAUCGAAACAAAAACAAAAACAAAAACAAGGAGCUGAACUAAAAACAAAAACAAAAAGGAGAAGAAUUUUUUUUGGGAGAAAUUCACCUGCUCCUCACCUCGUGAGCCGAUUACCUGAUGACGUGGACGGCGAAGGCGAAGGCGAAGGACAGCGAAAGGACAGGAUAUAUACAUAUUUUUCCAGUGCACCAGAUGCAUACACAUACACAAUUAGGCCCAAGCAAAAUGCAGCGGGAAACCAGUUUGUUGUUGUUGUUUUAGUUGUUGUUGCAGCAAAUAAGUUGCAGCAUAAAGAAAAAAAAAUCCUGCUCUUUUAAGUACAAAGUCAAAAAGUAAAAAAAAUAAAUAAAAAAAAGAGGUAGCAACUGCAAAAAAGGGCCAAGAAGGUGCGACAACAACGACAAAAAAGUUGUUUGUCAACUUGUUGCCAAUGUUGCAGCCACAAAGUGGCUGGCUGUACAAGCAGCUACAGCAGCUAAACAUCGCCAGUGGCCAUUGCGGUACCGCCGGCCCAGGAACAGGAUAAAAAAACAAGAAACUAUCUCUUUAAAAAACAACAAGCGAACAGGUGGAAAAGAGGACACACACAGGACUUCCCGACUACCCUCCUUCAAGGAUCAUUAAGGGAUACACAUACAUACGUACGUGUUCUGGAACAUGACAAAGUUUUCAAUAAUUGGAUUUAACCUUGAUUGAUAUAUGUAUCUACUUUGGAAUAUUCCAAUAUACAAAAUACACUUCAAAAUAAAAUCAGAGGAAGAGAAAACAAUUUCAAGAGAAACUUUAAAAGAAAAUAAUUGAGAAAACAGCCAUGUCUACCGUAACAAGAAGCGCCAGUGCCAGUCCAAUGGCUCUAAAUGGCAUCGAUCCUAGUAUGUUCCCCCUCAAGUCCACCGCCGACGUGGUGAAUCUCUUCCGGCGCGCUUUAACCUCUGGAAUUGAGCCCGAUCUGACUCUGCUCUCCAUUGUCGUGGGCUACAUCGAACUGUCACUGACCACCGGUGAGGCGGCAGCUCAGGCAGCCCAGGCCGCAGCCGCAGCAGCAGCAGGUGACAUCAGUCAGGCCGGGACAGGUGGAAGCGACGUCAUCAUGGGCAACACUGUUCCCUUCCCGGUAGUGACCCACGAACUAAUCGCCGGGUUGUACAAGAAGUUCCAAACAAUCUUGUCGGUGGUGGACAAGCCGAAGCCCCAUCGCCAGGCCACACGCGAGGUGAUCAAGAAGGUGUCGGACGUGAUCUGGAACUCCCUAAUCCGCAGCAGCUACAAGGAUCGAGCGCAUCUGCAGAAUCUCUACAGCUACCUAUCCGGCAACAAGUUGGACUGUUUUGGAGUUGCUUUGGCGGUGGUGGCCGGUUGCCAGUUGCUGGGCUACAAGGAUGUGCGGCUGGCCAUAUCGGAGGAUCAUGCCUGGGUGGUGUUUGGCCAAAAGCGAGUGGAGACCAUCGAGGUGACAUGGCAUGGCAAGGGCAGUGAGGAUAAGCGCGGGCAGGACAUACGCCCAGGCAUUGAAUCGGGAUCUUGGCUGUAUUUGGGUGGCCUGGCAGUGGUUUGUGAGCGCGGAAUGGAGGUGGCCGCCAUCUGCGCUGCUCUGAACAUCUCUCUCACCGCGAAUAGUGAUUGCGUCGAAGUGGCCGACCUCCAGCAGCAGUUGUUGUGGCUCCUCUACGACCUGGGCCACCUUAAACGCUAUCCCAUGGCCCUGGGCACCCUCGGCGAACUGGAGGAGAUCCAUCGCACCCAUUCAAGCAUUAGUUGCGAGCAGCUCUACCGCGAAGCCAUUGAAUCGGCAAGGACCCAUUACCGGAACCAUCAUGUCUAUCCGUACACCUACCAGGGGAAUUACUACAAUCGCUUGUUAAAGUACCGGGAUGCUUUCGCCGCCUGGGCCAACGCUGCGGAUGUGAUUCGUUUGUACACGUAUCAGUGUCGCGACGACGAGGAGAUCUACAAGGAGCUGCUGGACAUCGCCAACGAGCUGAUUCCAUAUGUUAUGAAGACGGAGAGCUCGGGCCAUUCGGCAAGGAGUAUCCUGCGGGAUGCCGAAGUAUUUGCUAACUUAUUGAGAUUCUACGACGGCAUCUGUCAGUGGGAGGAGGAUAGUUUGACGCCCAUUCUGCACAUCGGCUGGGCCAAGCCACUCGUGAACAACAUCACCAAGUUCGACUAUGAUAUAAGAUCCCAGGUGGUCAUCAAGCUGCCCGAGGACAUGGAGACGGAGCAGGCGAAGGCACAGGCUCAAGCCCAGGCCGAACAGGAGGCUAAGGAAACGAAGGAAGCUGCCGGAUCAGAGGCUCUGGAGGGUAACAACAAUAUGGUUGUGAAAAAGGAGGAGAAAUCCAAGAACUCCGAAUUGCCAACCACUUUGGCAGACUUGACGGCUGCCUGUGGCGAGAAGAUUCUCAAUCCGGAUUUCCUCCUCCAAGGCGGGGGACAGCCCUUUGCCGAUCAGAAGCAGCAAUCUGCAGAGAGGGAGACGGAUAUUUCCGAGCCCAUCCUCAACAAUAACAACAACAACAAUAGCAACAACAACAACCACAAUGCUGAAAAGGAGGCUAAUAAAACAACAAACACAACAAGCAAUGGAAGCAAUGGAAGCGGAAAAUCUGUCCAGUUGCCAGUUACUAGUGAGGCUAGCAACGCCAGCCAAGCCCCGGGCACAACCCCAGUCCAACAACAAGAGAAACUACAGCACAAAGAAGCUAAAAUCGAGAAGACGAUCGAUGACUUUGAUCCAUUUGAGAUAAUGCUGAAGAAGCCGGUCAUCACCCUCUACAGCCAGAAGAUGAAGGGUCUCAAGGAUCUGCUCCUGGCUGAAAAGCUCAACACCCACGCCAUAUCUCUCCAGGUGACGGCUCAGUCGGUGGCCUCCCGGAAAGUUCGUGGAGUGGAGAAGCACUCGGCCACCAUUUCAGCCACCAUCACAGCAAUUGCCUCCAACUCGGGCGAAGGACUUCUAGCGGGUGGUGGUGCGACUGGUGGAAGUGGAGGGGGAGGAGGUGCAGCAGGAGGAUCUACUGGAGGAGCAUCUCUGGGAGCAUCAUCGUCGCCUGGCGGAGACUCGAUAGCCGCCUCGCGACCGAAAAGAACGCGGCGCGAGUAAUCGAAAUAAAUAUUGGAAAAAGUCGUAAUUAUCAGGUGCGAAAGUUAGAGUGGAUCGAGAUGGCUUGAAUGGCUGAUCUUCGAAAGCAUUUUAUUUUUCUAAAAUCUUCUAGUACAACAACUCGAUGAGUGCUUAGCAAAUGUCAGUGUACAAAAAACAAUAUUUUAAACAAUUUGAAAUUUGAAAGAAAUGCUACAGAGUGUCAGGGCCCGAUCCGUUUCGAAGUAUCAAUUUCAAGCCAUUUCGAGCGAACUCUAACCGAUACCUUGCAUAUAUAUCUAUGGUAUAAUAUUUUUGAUGUUUUAUGUGUAUUUAUAUAGUUCGUAAGCGCGUGAAAAAAAAGCAAAAAACAAAAGAAAAACAAGCCGUUGGAGAACGCUUAGCGUUUUAAAAAAAAAACAAAAGAAAUUUAAACAAAAAAAACAGAAACACAGAGAAGCCCCAAAACAAAACACACACCAGCACACACGAAAUUAUAAGCUAUACUAAGUAUUUAUAUAAUGUAUUUUUAUCUGUUAUCCUUUUACUCCUUGUAUUUAUUGCUAAAACUAUGUAUUUCUUUGUACUUUUGGUUUCUUAUUAUUUUUUAAGCGUAACUUUAUUGGUGCUCUUCUAAGAAACGAAAAAAAUUUUCAAUAUUUACUUUGAAGCAUUUUAUCGAGGCUAAGCUAAUUGAUUUUACUAAUUUAAACCAUUAUACCCCCUAAUCUUUAAGAAUAACUUUUUUUUUUGCGCAAUUCCGCAAACCGCGAUACUUUGUUACAAAUCUUUAAAAAGCGGGACAAAAUAGUCGAGAAAACCGUACGGAAAACAAAAGAAUUACAUAUUUAACACUUCCUCUAUAUGUGAUACAACACUUUUUCUAGAAAAGCUUUCAUAUUAUCUUAUAAAACUUAAUAGAAUAGACCACAACACUUCACUCCACACUCUUGAAAAGAACACAAUAACGACAAUGGGCAAUGGGCGAGAGCGUAAGAGGGCGAAUUGUAAGGAUUGUAUGGGGAUAGUCCAGUAUGUCCUAUAUAUCCUAUUUGUAUAUCCCGAUUGUCACCCCCAUUUAGAUACUGCAAUUAUGAAGAAAAUCGGAGCUUGUACCCCAUUGUUAAACGAUGAUAAUAAUUGCAUUGAAUUUAAUUUGAUUUGUGCGUAGAGCAUCUGUGAUGAAAAAAAAUGAAAAAUAAUGUAUGAAAGUGGAGAGUUAAGGGAGAAGGUAUGGAGUUAAGAUUGAAAUAAUGGUAUAGAGCCCAAGACAGCACACAAAAAACUGAACAAGAAUAUUACUAAUCGAAUGUAUGGUGUUUUAUUCCUCAUAUACGACAGUGACAGACUAAAAAGAAAAUACAAAUGAAAUCAAAAAACUAUUUAAUUAUGUAUUGUAGAUUUUGCGAACCGCAGCAACUAAAUGUUAUAAAUGUUGAACUACAGUUAUAAACUUACAUCUAAAUGUAACCUAGAUGACAUAAACAACAAACAAACAAAACAACAAAUGGAUAUAGAUAUAUUUUGGCAUACAAAAUUUUUACCAUUAAGUAAGAGGAAAAAUUAAGGAGGCUUUUCUUUUUAUAAUUAUUUACCAACAAACCUUUUGGACAACGAAAACAUCCAAUCCCAAUCCAAGAAAUAAAUAGAAGUCCGAUGGUUCGCUAAGCAACAAAUCAAAAGGAAAAAACUGAUAAACCGAAACAAUAUGAAAAAAAACCCUAUAAACAUAUAACACAAAAACAUAUAUUUAUGUAUAUUUAUUCAUGUUAAAGUAAAUUACAUUUUUGCUCUAAUUGUUUAAAAUAGCCAACCAACAGAAGACGAUUAAUUAAAAGUAGCUUAAAUUCCAAAUGCUCAAUAAUCCUUUUAGCUUGAAAGUCAAAUAGCCAACAGUCAAAAUGUUACAAAAAUCAUUAAAUGCAAAAAAAAUAUA
Messenger RNA from Drosophila ananassae, 5276 nucleotides. It is a transcript of the gene Mnn1, whose product is annotated as menin. Lineage: Eukaryota; Metazoa; Arthropoda; Insecta; Diptera; Drosophilidae. Gene Ontology annotation, cellular component: nucleus; chromatin; histone methyltransferase complex. The transcript has 6 exons. The coding region runs from base 1070 to 3361 and encodes 763 amino acids. Gene Ontology annotation, molecular function: chromatin binding; Y-form DNA binding; transcription cis-regulatory region binding. The record is from RefSeq and is a predicted model, not a curated record. Gene Ontology annotation, biological process: negative regulation of cell population proliferation; regulation of transcription by RNA polymerase II; negative regulation of cell cycle.